This is a messenger RNA of Spea bombifrons (plains spadefoot toad), 1628 nucleotides long. RefSeq names its product calcium binding protein 7 (gene CABP7). The transcript is spliced from 5 exons. Lineage: Eukaryota; Metazoa; Chordata; Amphibia; Anura; Pelobatidae. Bases 190 to 837 code for a protein of 215 amino acids. The record is from RefSeq and is a predicted model, not a curated record. Gene Ontology annotation, molecular function: calcium ion binding.
UGCUGUCUCUGGAUGACUGUUUUCUAUGACAGUCUAAGCGCAUGCAGCUCACCUGUGACACUCUCCCGGUGAUCGUCUUUGGGCUCUCGGAGGAUGACUCUCUCCCAUUAAGAGGAUCUCAGUGACAGUCACUCCGCAUGCUGCUCCCCCGGUCCGUCUCUCCCUCUGGGUGCCCUCUCACCCGCAGAGAUGCCUUUCCACCCGGUAACGGCGGCGUUGAUGUACCGGGGAGUCUAUACCAUCCCCGAACUACUGAGAGAUCACUCACCUACACAGCUCCCCGAAGACGAGAUAGAGGAGAUUCGAGAAGCCUUCAAGGUGUUUGACCGUGAUGGAAAUGGAUUCAUUUCCAAGCAGGAGCUGGGCACAGCAAUGAGAUCCCUGGGGUACAUGCCCAAUGAAGUGGAACUAGAGGUCAUUAUACAGAGGCUGGAUAUGGAUGGAGAUGGCCAAGUCGAUUUUGAAGAGUUUGUGACGUUAUUAGGACCAAAGAUCACAACUUCUGGGAUGCCAGACAAAUUCCGUGGUGCUGACUUUGACACUGUAUUUUGGAAGUGUGACAUGCAGUCGCUGUCAGUGGAAGAAUUAAAACGGUUGUUAUAUGACACAUUCUGCGAGCACCUGUCCAUGCGUGACAUUGAAAACAUUAUCCUGACCGAAGAGACAGGAAACCUGGGGACAAAAGGAGAUUGUCCCGUGGAUAUGGAGAGUUCCUCAAAUCAACAAAUUCGUCAGACCUGUGUGCGGAAGAGUCUGAUAUGCGCCUUUGCCAUUGCUUUCAUUAUUAGUGUGAUGCUAAUAGCAGCUAAUCAGGUCCUACGUAGUGGCAUGAAGUGAUCAAGACAAGGAUCCCUAAACCAUGGACUUUAGAGCAUCUCCUGCCCCUUCCCUAUCUUCUGGCCUACAAAAGGACUAUGGGACACAGAGGGGGGCCAGCUCCCCAAACCAUAGACUUUAAGGAUCUCCUUCACCAGUCUGAAUGUGCAUGGGAAGAAUUGCAUGGAACGUGCAUGGGCAUUUAAAUUGUCAGGUGACCAUCUGUGCUUUUAUAACCUAUACCAAGAGGGACUCUAUAGCUAUAUAUAUAAAUUAGAUGUAUAUAUGUACACGGAUAUAUAACUCUAUAUUUAUGAGCAAUAACAUUUUUGGUUGAAGAAUGGUUAAAACUUUGACCACCAGAUACAGGGUCAAAAUGGAUAAUGGACUCCUGAUUUUAUAUGCUUUCAAAUGAAAGGCAGCUUAAAUCGUCCUGGUCGUCCCCCCACCCCACACCCUCCCUGGUUUUACCUGCCUUAACCCCUGAAUUGCUGGAGGGGUCCAUGCUAAAUGUAGCUUUGUUUCCUCUACUCUUUCCGUAUGUCUAUAUAAAUAUAUAUUGAGGCUUCCAUUUAAUGUGUUAUCCGCCACCCCAGUGUUAUCCGGGAUUUUAGUGAUUCCUUAUACCCCUUUGUGGGCUAGAAUAAUUUUGCACAAAAUUAUGAUGCAGACUGCAGAAAUGUGUAUUAGCUAUCACCAUUCCUCUCCACUCUUCAUCCAACAGCUCCUCCGCUCUUACGCCAUUGAGGCUCCUUUUUGACCCGACAUUGUUAUUCUGUGUUUCCAUGCAUUGAUUCUUUACACUUUGUCAU